AUGAAUCUUUACUGAAAAAUAAAAGCAGCAUCCCAAGGGACCACUGUUAACUCAGAAUUUGCUGAUGGAAUCGCCUUCGGCAUGUUGAUGGACCAAGAAGUUGAAACAGGUCCUGAAUUCUUCAGUCUGUUCAGAGAUUGGCAGAAAUUAGCCAAUGAGCUUAGCCUCCAAGGAUCUAAGAGAUGUCUUAUAUUCGAAAAUUUUUACCAGACUCUAAAGAAGGGUCCAACUUUGAUGAAUGCUCUUUCAGAAACAAGCAAUGAGACUAAAACUCAAAUGAAGAAGAGGGACAGAAAAGCGAUUGAAAAAAGCAAAGAGAAAACAGAAGAAGGUGAGCUCCCUCCUGUUAGCUCAAGUAAAAGCCCUAGUGGGUCUCAUAAGAGGAAAAACACAGAAGAAUCUGAGAACUCCAAGUCAGCUCCUAUUCAAACUUUCAAAGCAAACGAUGCAGAGGAUGGAUCUAUUACCUCCUCUCUACCGGACCCACCUCUCCCCUCCACCUCACCUUGUUUAUUCUCUCCUUCAUGCUCUCCUGCCCAGCUCCCUUCUCCUCCUGAAAAGGACUCCUCCCUCGCUCCACUUAAAGAAGCCUUCUGCUCUAAGCCAAGCGCCAAGAUGGUGGUCAAGCACAAAUGCGGAUUUUGUAAGGAAGACUGACUCGAUGGAAAGGUGAGAAAUGAGUGCGGUCAUUUCUACCAUACUAAAUGCUUAAAUAAGAGGGUGAAGAAGAUGCUGUGUGAAGGAAUCCAAGGAGGAGUAAAAUGUCCAAUGCCGACCUGUCCAAAAUCCUCUUGCGAUAUCUCUAGAUACACCAUCUUCUCAGCAAUAGACUCAAUGGAGAAGACCUGCUACGAUACUUUAUGCUUGAUUUCACAAAUCUCUCGUGUUGGUGAUGCGAAGGAAAUCUAUUGGUGUUACAGAUGCAGAGACUUCAGCACUAAGAUCCAAGAUCAGGAAAAAUCCAACCCCAGCCUGACUUGCAGCACUUUUAAAAAUCCAAGCUGCUCAAAAUGUAAGAAAAGGAUAGACUCUUUAAGAAAGAUGCUUGGAGAAUUUAAACGUUAUGCCUAUAAAGACCAGUCUCCUAACAAAGAUAAGAAAAUGGUCGAAAUGGUGACUUACUGCCUUCAAGACUGCAAGCUGAGACUUCCAAGAUGCGAGAAAUGCCUAAACUGGAACCAUAAGUUUUUGACCAGCUCUGCUAGAUGUAAUUGCCAUAAAUCUUAGUAAUUUUCAGUUCGCAAUA
Messenger RNA from Moneuplotes crassus, 1246 nucleotides. The record is from the annotation of a GenBank genome assembly. NCBI's taxonomy places the organism in Eukaryota, Ciliophora, Spirotrichea, Euplotida, Euplotidae.